AUGCCCGAUUCGAAGGCCGCCUCUGAGGACGUGACGGAGAGCCUCAAGCCCGCCAGUCUACGACAAGGGCGCUCGCUCUUGCGGAAUGACGAAGACCAGUCCCGUACACACGCCGCCAUAUCGGCAUGGGGCAUCGAGACUCUGGGGCUUUUGAUUGCCGUCAUUGCCUUUGUCGCCAUCGUCAUCACACUGGCGCUUCAUCAAGGCCGACCUCUCCCUGGAUGGCCGCAUCUGAUAUCCAUCAACGCGUUGAUUGCGGUCUUUACGGCAAUACUCAAGGCGGCCUUGAUACUCCCAGUGGCAUCCGGCAUCUCCAGACUCAAGUGGCUGUGGUUUACCCAACCUCAAAAAGCGGGCGAUCUGGAGCAUUUUGACUCUGCCAGCAAAGGGCCCUGGGGCUCUUUCUUGCUCCUAUUAGAUCUCCGAGGCCGGCAUUUGGCAGCGCUGGGAGCUUUGAUCACUGUGCUCGCGACCGCAAUCGAUCCAUUUUCGCAACAAAUUCUCGACUACCAUGACUGCUUGCGUCCGAUUGCCGGCGCGGGAAAUACGCCGGCCACGAUGCCAAUCACAAAUUACUAUGGUGCGGGUUCGUAUUUCACGAAUGGCGACUCAAAGGCUGCCGACGGAAACAUGACGGCCGGGAUAUACUUGGGACUCAUCAAUCCUCCUGUCAAUCUGUCCUCGGCCAUCGUACCCAACUGUGCCACCGGCAACUGUACAUUCUCCACGAAUGCGAGUGACACGUACACCACCGUCGCCAUGUGCAGUUCAUGCACCGACAUCUCUCGGUCGGUUCAGAACACCUCCACAAGUGAGCAGCUGAACUACACCACGCCUUCCGGGUGCCAAAUCGGCCCCAGAGCCAUCUUUGGCAAUUCGAUGUACGUGGUCGACGAAAGCGACGACGCAGAGAAUCCUCUCGUGACCAUCGACGUCCUCGUGGCGCAGAACAACGCCGAGGGCGACAGUUAUACGCCCUUCGCCGCACGAUGCAACCUGGUUCCGUGUGUGAAUACUUACACCGGCAAUGUCAGUAACGGCGUCCUCCACGAGACCCUGGUGUCUUCAAAGAUCAUGCCCUACAUGGGUGCCAGCUUCAUCUACUGGUACAGCCUGGUUCUCCCUUCCGUCAAGCGCAACGGCGAGGAAAUAACGUGCACCCCGACCGCCGAACCGCGUCACGACACCGAUCUCUGCUCGAACAUAGGCUACACGCCGUACAACUUCUCCGCUCCGGCGAAGCAACAACAAUGCUGGCACAACGACUGCGUCUGGACCCUCGGCGUCAAUCCGUCAGGCGGGAUCCAGGGCCUCAUUUUGUCCCUGUUCAACGAUUCGCAGGUCACGAACAUCGACGACAUCCCCUACGGCGUGCCGUGGAUGGUCGACCUCUGGAACCAGGGCGCCACGGACCUCACGCACUUCGAGACCGCCUUCGCCGGUCUCGCGGACCAGAUCACGUCCGUGAUGCGACAGAAAGGCGAGAACUCGACGACGCCGCUCGCGCUGGGGACGACGCUGGGGGUGCAGACGUGCAUCAACGUCCGGUGGCCGUGGCUGUCCUUCCCUGCGGCAUUGAUCGUCUUGACGAUGGUCUUUUUCGCCGUCACGGUCCUGCGGAUCUCAGGCAGCGAGGUGCGGAAACUGUGGAAGUCGGGCUCCCUGGUGCUGUUGUUCCACGGCCUGAGUGUCUACAGUCUCCACCGCGCAGAGGAGGGACAGUCGGAGCAGAACAGCGACUCGGAAGAGGCGGCGAAGAAAGUCACGACCAAGCUACAGUGGUCAGGCAGCGAGUUCGAGUUCGUCGAGGGCCUCGAGCCCCAAAACCUAGUUACCAAGAUACCAUUAUAG
Cladophialophora immunda is the source of this 1851-nucleotide messenger RNA. RefSeq lists its product as uncharacterized. The transcript is spliced from 4 exons. The coding region runs from base 1 to 1851 and encodes 616 amino acids. The record is from RefSeq and is a predicted model, not a curated record. NCBI's taxonomy places the organism in Eukaryota, Fungi, Ascomycota, Eurotiomycetes, Chaetothyriales, Herpotrichiellaceae.